AUGAUUACUAAAGAAACCUAAACUAAGAAGAUAAAUAUAAAAAUGAUAAUUUAUGAAAGAAUACUUUAAUUAUAUUAUUUUUCAAGUUGCAAGGAGUAUUAAUAAUAUAUUGUUAUCAUAUUGGGAGAAAUUUAAUACUUAACUUUUUUAUGGGUCCCUAGCUUCAAGUCUCAAUAAAUAGGAUUUUACGACAAAUCUAUUAAUUAUUAAGCCUUUGCUAUUUAUUUUACAAGAAUAGAUUAGUUGAUAUACUUUUAAUUCGGGAAAUCUCACAUAUUUUAUUUGAUUGCAUUAAUAACUCAAAUACUUUUAUUUGCAAUACCAAUUAUUUUACUAAUUAAUAUAAAGCAUAAGCAAUAAGUAUUUCAAUAUUCGGUGUUAAAACUAUUUUUUUAAACAAGUUCAUUAUAUUGUCAAGUAUUUAUAAUCAUAAUGUUUGUUCCUUUUUCUAUUUUUUGUGUGGAUUCUCUUUUAAUUAAUAUGGACAUGACAUAAAAUGCAACUAAUUACGUUAAUAUAUUUUUCAUCUGCUUAACUUUUGGACUUUUAUUAAUAUUUGGAAUAAUUUUAUCCAUGCUAUGCAAAGAAACUAUAGAUUUAAAAAAAGACAGAUUUCAAAAAUUAAAUUAAACAUUCUUAGAUUAUGUUUAGUUAAUACUUUUCAUAUUGUAAAUCAUAGUCUAUGGCGUUAUCGUAGAGUCAAAUAAUGCAUAGAUAUUGCAAUGUAUCUUAAUAAUAACAAUUUCAUUAAUAAAGAUAUUAUAAAUUUAUUAAUUUUAGUACACAAACAAUAAAAUAAUCAAUUUAGUUCUAAUAAUAUCAUCAUUUGGUCUAACUUAAUCAAUAAUAUAUCUUACCUACAAUAUAAAUGAAAGAAAAUUCAGUUAAAAUGCUAACUCAAUUAUUCUAUUGUUAUACAUAGGCAUAUCAAAGGUUUUAAUAGAAAUAUAUACAUACUAAGAAAAAAUACUCUGCAAUAACAUCAUGUAAGUUAAAUAACAACUGUAAUUGAAAUAUUUCUUUACAAAAUUAAUUAAUGAUCAUUUUAAUGAAACAUAAAAAAGAAUUCUCAAUGCUGUAAUUACCAAUAGUUUAACUAAAAUAUCAGAGUAAGUUGACGAAUUAGCACAUUUUUCUAACUAUGAUUCUAGCCUUCUCUCCCCUUAAAAUAUGGAAUAAUUCGUAACUAAAAAAAUGAAGCAGUACGCCAAAAUUAUUUAAAAACAUAAAGGAUAUGACUUGCAUUACAUUGCCUUGCUAUUUAAAUAUGGUUUAACAAAUUUAGCUUUAAACUAGAUAAAUUACUUAUUAAAUUCCUUUUUAAACUAAACCAAAAGCAAAGGCUUCUUAGUUGACAGUGAAAAUUAUAGUAAGGGAUAGGAUAGUUCAAGUAGAUAAAUGCAUCAUCAAACGAUAUCUAGUAAAUCCAUGAAAUCUAAUUCUGAUGAUGUUAAUGAUAUUGCUAGAAAAAAUAGUUAAUAGAGGAGUAAGUUAUUGAUAUAAGGUAAGCAUUAGCUUUCUUAAAUUGAAACAUCACGUGCUUUAUUAUUAAAAAACUAAAUCAAAACUGAAAUUUAAUUGAGGUUUUAUGAAAAUAAUAAGAUGAAAACUUAAAUUAAUGAUGUCUAACUUGGAGUAGAAUUAUUUUUAAAAAAUGAAAAGAGGAAUUAAAAUCUGAAGAACACUCUACUGAAUUUGAUAAAUGAAAAAAUCAAGUUCCUUUCUUAGUUCACAAAUAAGAAAAUGCUAGAUUCAGAUAAGAUUUUUAUCUCAGCAAAAGACAUCAGCAAUUUGUAAUUUAAGGUGGAGAACAAACUAUUCCAAAGAUACCAAUCAUUCCCAAGCAGAAAAAUUUAAUCCAUUUUAACAUUUUACUAGGCAGAAAUCUUAAACAAUUACAUCGAGGCAUUUAAAUAUAAAGCCCUAACCUCAAUGCCUGAUGAGUAAUUAAUUAACAUGGAUUCUACUAUAAAGUCAACAUUUUUCACAAAAAAGGUUGUUUACUUAAACAUAACUUUAGAAGAUAAUUAAACUUUGUCUAUUUAGCGUAAGUCAGAAAAUGCUUUAAGGUUUUUCUAAAUACACUAAGAUGAUGCAAAAUAAUUCACUAAUGUUGAAUAUAUAUUGCCAUUUGGUAUUUAGAAUGAACAUAAUCUAUUAGUGUAGAGAUUCAUAUAAACGAGUAAAUCAAAAUUCUACCUUAAUUCUAACUAAACAUUUUUUCGUUAUCAGAACAUUUUGAUGAGGACUUGCUAAUUCAUUUUUGACAUUCAUUUUGACUCAAUAAGCCAUUAUAAGUUUUCUGCAUUUUUCUCUGAAAGCGUUAAUUAAUCAGCAUAUAUCCUAGUCGACAUCAAUCAUUUAGUAGGUGGCCUUACAGAGAGCUUUUUCGAAAAAUUAGGAUUCAAUGAAAAAACUAUAGCUUUAAUAAAUUCUGUUGAAGAUUUUUAUUUACCAAUUGAAUUAUUGAUACCAAAUUUUAAAAAGUUAAUUGAAUCAAACAUUCAAAGUGCAAUCACAGAAUUAAGGUUUGUUAAAGAGGUAUUCUUUAAUCGCGAUGAAUACGAUAAAAAGUAAAAAAGGUAGUAAUCUUUGACUUCUAAUAAUUGGUCACAAUUAGAAAGACUUUACAUUUUUGAUGCAGAAAUAAUAAUUUAGUACUUUGAAAUUUAUGGUUAUUACUAUUAUAUAAUAGAAGUCAAAGAUUUAAAAUAAUAAUUUAAUUCAAAAAAAUCUAUUGGGCACUCAAGUAGGAAUAAAGCAUUAGAUGGUUUAGAACAUUUUUUUGAGCUUUCUGAUUUAUCUGAAAAUGAGGCAGUUGCUAAUUCUCCCAAAGCCUUUAGAAAUGUUAAUUCAGUAAAACUUAAUGAUGAAAUGGUUCAUUCAGGUGAUGAAGUUGAAUAGAGUAAAAAAUAGAUAGCAUAGCCUAUUUAAAUAUUACAACCAGAUUACAUUUCAUUUAGAGAACCUAAUAUUUUAAGUCCAAAUGUUAGUAAUACUCCUUGGCAAGAUUCAUCUUAAAUUCCUUUGCAAUUCUCUAAUUCGUAAUUCCAUCAGUAAGAUUAUUUUAAUAAACAAAAGGAUAUUUCUAUAUCCAUAAAUGAUUCUAAGAUAGUUAAUAAUUAGGAUGAAUUUGAAGAUGAUAAUAAUAGAAGAGCCAGCAGGAGAAAUGUAGAGUAGAACAUCAUAAAACGAAAAAAAAUAGUGUAAGGAGAAGAGGAGUCAUCAUCUAACAAUGUUCUCAAAGGUAUCAAGAAGUCACAAUUCUAUAAAAAAUACGAAAUGAUCCUCUAACUUGUAGAACCGAUAUAUCCUAACACUUUAAAGUUAUUCAUACUCUUUUAAGAAUUAACCUACCUUAUUUCUCUAACUUAUUUUCUCAUUAUUCUGGUUGGAGUUUAAAAUGAUUUGAAUAGAUUUAUUGGUGAAAUUGAUAUGAUCCAAUUACAUGCUGGUGUUAUGAAUCCUCAUGACCUGUAUUUACAAAUGAGAUAAACAAUAUUUACAUAUCAAGGAUUUUUAGGUUCAGGUAAACUCACAUAAGAGUAAUACAACUAGUUAUCCAAUCCAUUAUUUGAAAAUAUUGCAAUAGGAUAUUACGAAUUCAAAGAUGGGUUUAUAUAUUGGUUGAGCAAUGAUUAUCUGACUCCGUUUUUUAAAGAUAAAAACAUCACUGCAUAUUAUAUGCUCUAUGAUGCUACAAAAACAUACGGGAUAGUGUAAAACAUUAGAGAGGCAUUAAUGGCGACCUUGUCAUAUUAUUAUUAAUUUAAAUUAAGAUUUGAAUCUCGUCUAAGUCCUGCUAAUCAAACCUAUCAAAUAUAUUAAUUUGCCAAUGUUUAUAAUUUCCAUUAUUGGCUGGAAGACUUGACUUUGGAAGUGUUAGCCUAUUCAAAAAAUAGGAGUGUUGAGACUAGCGAUAAGUGGAAUCUCAUUUGGAUUAUUUAUUUACUCAUAGGAGUCUGCCCUUUGUUGGCCAGCAUCUACUAUUAUAGAAUAUAUAGAUUAAAAUUUGAUAAAUAUACAAAUCUAUUUAGAUAUUGUUCUUCGUAUAAAAUGGAUUUAGAAAUUGAAAAGUUAAAAUCCAUACUGAGGCUAAUGAAUAAAAAUACAGAGACACUUUAUAAUUAUUAAUUUUCGAUCGAUAAUAAAGAAGAUAACAUUUUAAAAGAAAAGUAGAAAAGUGAUCAUGAUUAAAUAAGAGCUAAAGAUAUCAAAGUGUAGUAAUAAUUAAAAAACCUCUCAUUUUUCUCUGGGUUUUUCUUUAUAAUUUUCGGUUGGUUAGUAUUCUUAGCUUUGUCCAUAGUCGCCAACAUUUAAAUAGGUGAUUACUUAAAUAAAUACACUGCAACUGCAGAUACAUAUAAGUUAUUAUAAGACAUGACCUUGUAUGCAGGAACCCUUUUUAGAAAUAGAGAUUUUGGCCUUAAUUUUCCUAAUCUGCCUUAUUUAAGAGACUAUGAUAGAGAGAAAUUCUAUGUGACUAUGUAUACUGGUUUGGACACCAUAAACACAUUCUUAGAGUUCUCUUAUUCAUUUGAUUCCACAAAGUAUUAAGUUUCUUAAGAUUUCUUGGAUUUUUUUCUUCAAAUUCAAUAAAGUAAUGUAUGUACCACCAUUGGAGAUGACGUGUUAGGUUUUUUAACGCGAUAUUGUGACAUAUCUUUACAAGGUUCUUUGAAUCAAGGAUUGACUCAGACUCUAAAAUUUAUAUAUACCACUAUAACCAUGCAGAUGGCAAUGAAUAAUUUUACAAAAAGAAUCGAAUACAAUUGGUAUGAGAAUGAAGGAGGAUUGAUCGUAAUGAGAGCUACACAAAUAAUGAGUAAAUAGUUUAAGACAGGAAUGGUGAACGUUACAAAUUAAUAGAUUGCCAUCUCAAAUGUAAAUAGUUAUUAAUAUUGUUUUAGAGUAUUUCAAUCAUUUAUAUGGUUUAUUCCAUCUUCUUAAUGCUUUACUUUGUAUUUUAUCUGUUCCCAAAAUUGCAGAAAGAGUUGCUUCUGGUCAGAAGGUUUAUUCUGUUAAUUCCAACGUCGGUGUUAUUCUUGGAUGAUUAAUUCGAUCGGCAUGUCAGGAUCAUCAUAGCUGGUCAAGAGUAUUGA
Molecule: messenger RNA, 5102 nt
Organism: Paramecium octaurelia
Lineage: Eukaryota; Ciliophora; Oligohymenophorea; Peniculida; Parameciidae
Source: the annotation of a GenBank genome assembly